This is a messenger RNA of Aspergillus homomorphus CBS 101889, 1657 nucleotides long. Its product is annotated as C2H2-type zinc finger protein. Lineage: Eukaryota; Fungi; Ascomycota; Eurotiomycetes; Eurotiales; Aspergillaceae. The coding region runs from base 130 to 1347 and encodes 405 amino acids. Gene Ontology annotation, molecular function: DNA-binding transcription factor activity, RNA polymerase II-specific; RNA polymerase II cis-regulatory region sequence-specific DNA binding. Gene Ontology annotation, cellular component: nucleus. The transcript has 2 exons. Gene Ontology annotation, biological process: regulation of transcription by RNA polymerase II. The record is from RefSeq and is a predicted model, not a curated record.
UCCAAACAUCAAUCCUCAACUCAUUCACCACCACCACAACCUGCGAUCGCCCCAUUCUCGCCGCUCGAAAGACCCCUUCAAUUCAUAUCACCUGAUCGACUCCACCCCACCCCCACAAAACCUGUCACCAUGACAGAAUCACCAGGCUCCCCCCUCUCGUCGAUCGCCUCCGACGAAGAUAUGUUCGACCGCGACGAGCUCAAGCAACCGUUCUCGCCGUCCGGCUCCGUGACGAACUCGAACAUGCCACCCUCAAAACGGCGACGCACAGGCGGCGUAGCCUUAUGGGACCGCAACACGCCGGUCUCGACGACGUUCCAAGACGACCUGCCGCCGCCGGCGUCGCCAUCGACCUCCAUCUCCUCGGACACCUCAGGCGAGAUCCCCAAUUCACCGGCCACGUACGCGCUCAUCGGUGGGGGCAUCGACGACGACUACAGCGGACAGGCCAACGACCAGGUGACGGUGUGCCGGUGGGACGGGUGCGACGCCGGCGACUUGGGUAAUAUGGACGGGUUGGUCAAGCACAUCCACGACGAGCACGUCGGCAGUCGCCAGAAGAAGUACUCGUGCGAAUGGGCCGACUGCAGUCGCAAGGGCCAGACGCACGCCAGCGGCUAUGCGUUGCGCGCCCACAUGCGCAGUCACACGCGCGAGAAGCCGUUCUAUUGCGCUCUACCUGAAUGCGAUCGCAGUUUCACCCGCUCCGACGCCCUCGCUAAACACAUGCGCACCGUCCACGAGACCGAAGCCCUGCGUCCCUCCGACCCCGUCCCCAAACACCACACGACCCUCGCCGCCGCGGCCGCGGCCGCAGCAGCCUCUUCCUCCACGGCGGCCACCCCCACCGGUACACCCGCCGGCAAGGUGCAGCGCCUCAAACUCCGACUCACGCAUCCGCCCAAGGGGGAGGAUCUCGGCGAGUACAGCGAGACCGCGAACGAUGAAACCGAGGAGGAUCUGCAGGUGCCGCCUGUGGGGUCGGAGAAGGGGUUCGAUGUGCAUGAGCUGCUGCUCGAGGGCCCGCAGCUUUAUCGAUUGCUGCUGCGGCAGAUCCACUGGGCGCAGAAGGAAGGCGAGCAGUUGAAGGAUGCGUGGGAGAAGAUCCAGGGCAAGCGCAAGGAGGUCUGGCUCGAGAAGGAGGCGAUCUUCGAUGACCUGGUCGAGGCGGAGCUGGGUCUGUUUCGCACGAUAGCCGGGCAGAGUGGCGGACUGUUGGGGCUAGAGUCGGAGCAAAAACCGUUCCAGCUGGAGCAGCAGCAGCAGCAGCAGCAGCAACUGGAGGCGGCGGAGCUUGCCGAGUCGGAGAUCAAGGCUGAUUCUCAGGAUGUUGGGGUACUUUCGUGAGGGAGGGCCAUCGUAUCCGUGACUCGCGUGGCCUUCCUCCCUGCUGGUUUUCAUUUCUUACCCUGCCUUGAACUCUCGAUACCGAGAAUCUUGCCUUCCCCUACUUCCCUCCAACUCCUAAGGUGCUGUGUUCUCAUGGAUCCUAUUGGAAACCAUCAUAACUCACUCGCAUCCCGGCUGUUGUUUUCCUUGAUUUUCUGCCUAAAAAAUAUCCCUGGUCUUUUGUUUUGUUGGUCGUUGAAUGCUGCUGCCACUUUUGUAUUGACGGAAAUGGGGGGGAGUUCGGCGCUAAAUCCUAUCUUCAUGGUUC